This is a messenger RNA of Exaiptasia diaphana, 1361 nucleotides long. RefSeq names its product tripartite motif containing 13. Gene Ontology annotation, biological process: positive regulation of DNA-templated transcription. The record is from RefSeq and is a predicted model, not a curated record. NCBI's taxonomy places the organism in Eukaryota, Metazoa, Cnidaria, Anthozoa, Actiniaria, Aiptasiidae. Bases 558 to 1361 code for a protein of 267 amino acids. The transcript has 3 exons. Gene Ontology annotation, molecular function: ubiquitin-protein transferase activity. Gene Ontology annotation, cellular component: chromatin; nucleoplasm.
AAUCGAUUUUAUAGAUGACGUAACGGCGGCCUAAAGCCCGCUUUUCAGUAAUAUUUUUGUUUUCUUGUUUCACUUCAUUUUCUUUCUUUUUAGUAACGCAUUCGCUUCUAAAUGGAUAACAACUUUUAACAGUUAUAAAUACAAUUAUAUUACCAACAGUCUCCAAAGUAAGAUAGAAACAACAUUGCCAAAAGAGAAGCCUGGUUUCCACUAGCAAAGUGGAGAAGGCCGGAUGGAGAGGGGAGGUGCUUACGCGACCCUUAAUUACUUCCUUCUAAUACCUUGCCGCUCCCCCUCCGUAUAUUGAUUUACAUAGACUCGCGAAAGAGGCUCCUCCGCCUGCCUACUAGGAUUAUACGCGUAUGCAAUGUGACCAGCAAACUUACACUUAAACAUAAACGGAAGUAAUCGUGCUUCCACGAAUUAGCUAACCAUCACGUGACCAACAGCUAUACAGAGUCAGCAAGAACUGAAAAAUAUCCCUUAAACAAAACUAUUGACCAUACAGAGCCCGCAAGCGCUGAAGAAUAUCCAUUCAAUAAUCUAUAAAGUUGAUCAUGUCCGAUUCGUCACAUGCAAGAUUUCUUGAGGACCAAGUUACAUGUGCCAUCUGCCAUGAGCACUUUAGAGACCCACGACUGUUGCCAUGUGGCCAUACCUACUGUAAGCAGUGCUUGGACGAUCUUUUCAGGGUAUCGCGUAUUGAAGGGCAGAUUACAUGUCCUGAAUGCAGAGAAGUGGUAAAGCUUGGACCGAAUGGAACAGAGCAACUGAGAGUUGAUUUCAAGAUGAAUCAAAUAAUGUCCCACUUAACUAUAUCUUCAUUUGAAAAAGAAGCGAAGGAAUGCGAUUUGCCAUGUGAAAAUUGUGCAAGUAGAGAUCCAUCAAAAGGAAGAUGCCAAAAUUGUUGCAAGUUCAUGUGUGAUUUUUGUUUGGAAGCCCACCGUCGUAUUCUAGACACACGUGAACAUAAAAUUAUGACGCUUGGAGAAUUCAGGGAAACAUUUGGAAGACAUAUCAGUAAACACGAACCAAAGUCACUUAAUGUAAUAGGCAAAGGAGAACAGAAAAAGAUAGAGAUUGAGACAGAGAGCAAUAACAAUUUAAAAAAAUUGAAUGAGAAAAUUUCACUUCUCACAAUAAAUGAACAAAGUUCCCAAAAUCAAAAGAAUACCGAACUUGCAGAAGAGAUAUUGAUGAAUGAUGAUCAAAAUUUCAAGGUUAAAAGUUGCAAUAGUUCCAAUAAAUUCACAAAAGAUAGCAACAUGGUUUGCGUCAACAUUUUGUCGACAUGUAACACUAGUAGCUUGCAGAUAUCAGUAAAUUCGACUGAUCUGGAUGGUGCACGUCANUCCGUAUAG